Aspergillus sclerotioniger CBS 115572 is the source of this 875-nucleotide messenger RNA. RefSeq lists its product as uncharacterized. Lineage: Eukaryota; Fungi; Ascomycota; Eurotiomycetes; Eurotiales; Aspergillaceae. The transcript has a single exon. The record is from RefSeq and is a predicted model, not a curated record. Bases 87 to 638 code for a protein of 183 amino acids.
CUUCUCUCAUCUGGUUCAUACUACUACCUAGACCUAUCUAGAUCUAUCUUUCAUCGGGGAAUCUCGAUCUUUCAAAUCCCUGAUCGAUGCCUCAUUAUUACUGCGUAUUUCUCAACAAUUUAUAUAGCUGUAGGGAUUUGGAUAAGGAUUGGCUGUAUACUGUAGUCAUACACAAACCACGACCAGAUUAUUCAAUCCAGAAUAGCCAAUUCAACCCAUCUCAAUCCCAAGAACAACAAAACAAACAGACCCUAACUGAAAGCAAGAAAACCAUCACAAACACAAACAAACACAUCAAGUUACCCACAACCACAACCAUACCACCAGAAACCCCAACAAAGCACAAAACCCUACCUACACCUCCCUCAUUCCUCUUCCCAAUCCUCCAUACAAACCAUCUACUACCACAAUAUGUAAGCAACAACUCUACCUACACUACUGUGUAUACCCACUUCUACUACCAAGUCAUAGUAAGCAACGUCCCCACACCAACCAAAAACCCAUCGUCAUCCAGUGGUGGCGGGCCAAGCACGGCCCCCUCCACUCUACCAACGGAAAGGGCCCGAGAAAAAGGAAAAAAAAAAAAAAAAAAACUUCCCCUCUCGACCGAGUCCUACUUUUGCUUACAAUUCCCUUGAUUGUGGAAGGUUGUGCUGGGUUGAUCUGUGACUAAUAUUUUCUCCUUAUUCUUUUCUCGUUUCCAUCUAGUUGAUUAAUGAGGUGGCUAUGAGACUUGACGUGCCGUGUAAGUGUGGACAUGGUGUCUAUAAGAGGUGGUUUUAUAGAGCACAUGUGAAAAGUGAAGCAGGUUGUAGGUAGGUCAGUGUAGUAGCUUGGAAUAAAUUAAUUAAGUGUCCACUAUAGCUAUACCUAGG